This is a messenger RNA of Symbiodinium sp. CCMP2456, 1644 nucleotides long. The record is from the annotation of a GenBank genome assembly. Lineage: Eukaryota; Dinophyceae; Suessiales; Symbiodiniaceae.
AUGGCAACCCUAGUUGCAGCUUCUCGAAGGCGUCUCUGGUAUCUGGCGGCUGUGGCGGCUUUGGUCCCGCCUUGCUCUGCGGUUCUCAGAUACCCAGACGGCGCUUUCGAGUCCAGAUACCCGCUUCACAUCGACGAAUGUGCAUUACCUGGGAAGGGGCUGAGUUUCCAGAGCUUGGCGUGCUUGGGGCGAUUGCGACAGCAUUUGCUCGAGGACGCUGACUGCAACCGUGUCAUUUGUGACAACAUUGACUCCUCGACACCGGUGGAGGUCUAUGCGAACGAGACAGAUUGGGCUCCCUUCAAGAAUUUAUGUGGGCACUUGCAGGAGUUGUUUCUUGCAGUUUUCGACCUGGGAGUCAAGCUUGUCGGAGAGGUGCCGACACACGAGGAUGUAAACGAGCUCUUUGUGCUGUCCAAGGUGUUCAAAAGUUCGCAAGGAGUUUCUCCACCAGAUUUGCAUCAGGCUCCUGUCUAUGCAAACACAACGAGAGCCGUUCUGCGACGGCAUGCUCAACAAGUGCUAGAUAUCCUCGGCGAGGUCCAGAGCGAAACUUUGAGUGCAGAGCGCUUGCUGGAAGCUGCGGCAGCUUUGGCCCGCAGGCUACAGCUUCUGAUUGAGAAUGUCUCCGUUACUCUGCUGUUGAAUUUUCACCUAGCCCAGCUUGAUCACAAUGGACGAGUUGCAGGGCGAAAUCUCGUUCAUGAGCUUUACGGCGAUGUUGAUUCCAUUCGAGUUGUGUUUCACGAAAUUCCGGGAAAGCGCUGGGACGCACUCACCCACCUGCUUGAUGUACUGGGAGUCUCCAAGCAACCCGUUGUUAUGGCAGAAGUUGGUGUGGAGGCUGCGAACACCAGCCAGCGACUGUUGGAGCGCAAUCCGCUGUUGUCCUACAUUGGCGUAGAUCCAUACAUCAACAACGAUGAACUCUUCCAUGACGUGAUCGAUCGCUUGUCGCUGUUCCAAGAUUCAGGUCGGUUCGUACUUUAUCGCAGUACCUCCAUGAAUGCAUCCUUAGAUGUUGCUGAUGGAUCCUUGGACAUGGUUUUCCUCGAUGCCCGUCAUGAUUUUCAGGCCGUAGUCGACGAUGUGGCAGCAUGGAAGCCAAAGGUUCGUGUCGGCGGCAUCUUGUCAGGUCACGACUUCAGCUGGAUGUUUCCAACCGUGGCAAUGGCAGUGUACAAAGAGACCUUCGAUUCGCCAGAGCGUGUCGUGCAUCUCGCUCCCGACGGCGUUUGGCAGUCGCCUCAGCUCAUUUCAAGUCGGGUUUAUCAGAGGCGACUAGGGAGUCGUGCGGAGCUGGCAGGUGGUUACAUCUGUGAGACGGUCGAAGACCAGCGCCAUUGUCACAACAUGGGCAACACAGCGGUAGCUGUAGCAUCGAGCGAAACCACGGUGCGCUGGCAGGAAAACGUGGUGUUUUGCUCUUCCGGCAGAGUGGCUGUCGAUCAGACCCUCGUCCGUGAGGCUCGAAAUCACCAUACCUAUGGCUGGCGCAGGACCGCGGCACCACACAUGCUGAGAUGCGGCGUGCUGCGGUGUUUUGGAGUGUCCGAAACUUGCAAGGAGGGCCUUGACAGCUCUCCGUCAGACCGCAGGCUUCUGGAGUCUGAGCAGCAUGAGAGCUUUCCUGCCUCCCUUUGA